This is a messenger RNA of Drosophila teissieri, 1743 nucleotides long. RefSeq names its product abhydrolase domain-containing protein 2 (gene Hydr2). Lineage: Eukaryota; Metazoa; Arthropoda; Insecta; Diptera; Drosophilidae. The coding region runs from base 290 to 1486 and encodes 398 amino acids. Gene Ontology annotation, cellular component: sperm flagellum; sperm plasma membrane. Gene Ontology annotation, biological process: steroid hormone receptor signaling pathway; acylglycerol catabolic process; medium-chain fatty acid biosynthetic process. The record is from RefSeq and is a predicted model, not a curated record. Gene Ontology annotation, molecular function: acetylesterase activity; monoacylglycerol lipase activity. The transcript has 5 exons.
GCGGUCACACCACAUCUAUCAGUUGAAAAAAAUCGCAGCAGUCGAAUUUUCGGAAAUUUCGAGCAGCAUUUAAAUCCGGUUUGCUUGGAAAGUGUUAACAUAUUUUCGCCAGCCAAAAAACUAGCAAACGCACAGAGAAAGAAAACAAGCAACGCGAAUUACCCGGGAAAACACGCGGAGAAGCCGCAAGGAGGUGCGCAAAAUCGCAGGAUAAGCGGAGUUCGAUUGGAUGACAAGGCGGGCCACAUCCUCGGAUCCUGGCUAGAAAUUUGAAGUACACAGCGCCACCAUGUCCACCGCCUUCCUCACCCUCAUCGCCGUCAUCGUGUGCAUCCUGUUCCGCAUCCUCAAUGUCCACAGCCAGCCGCUGAAGCCCAGUGUGUGGUGCCUGGACGCCCAGUUCCUGGACUGCCUCUACAAGAUCGCGCCCGUCCUGCGGGAACCGUACAUUCCCCCGCGACUCUGGGGCUUUAGUGGCCAUGUCCAAACAGUUUUGCACAGCAUUGUGGGCCGAGUGCGGUGUCCCUGGCCACUCGGAGAACGAGUGUACAUGUCGCUGCAGGAUGGUUCCACACUGACCUACGACUUGUACCAGCCACUCAACGAACAGGAGGAUGACAUCACGGUGGCCAUUUGUCCGGGCAUCGCCAACAGCUCGGAAUCGGUGUACAUUCGCACGUUCGUGCACUUGGCCCAGUGCAAUGGUUACCGCUGUGCGGUGCUAAAUCACAUUGGCGCACUGCGCAGUGUCCAGGUGACCUCCACACGCAUUUUUACCUACGGCCACACGGAGGAUUUCGCGGCCAUGGUGGAGCACUUGCACCAGAAGUACCGCCAAAGUCGAAUUGUUGCGGUUGGUUUCAGUCUGGGCGGCAAUUUGGUCACCAAGUACAUGGGUGAGGACCAGAAGACAAAGCCCAACAGCGUCAUUGGUGGCAUAUCCAUAUGCCAAGGCUACAACGCCGUCGAAGGCACCAAGUGGUUGCUCAACUGGCAAAACUUCCGUCGUUUUUACCUAUACAUCAUGACUGAGAAUGUGAAGAGCAUUAUUCUGCGACAUCGACAUGUCCUCCUGUCUGACGAGGUGAAGACUCGGCAUAAUCUCAACGAGCGCGAGAUCAUCGCCGCUGCCACUCUGCCCGAAUUGGAUGAGGCUUACACGAGGCGAGUGUACAACUUCCCCUCCACCCAGGAGUUGUACAAGUGGAGCUCGUCGCUGUUCUACUUCGACUCGAUCAAGAAGCCCAUGAUCUUCAUCAAUGCCAAGGAUGAUCCCUUGAUUCCAGAGGAUUUGCUGCAUCCCAUCAAGGAGUAUGCCACCACGCGUCAAAACACAGCCUACGUGGAGGUGGCCCACGGCGGUCAUCUGGGCUUCUAUGAGGGCGGCUUCCUGUACCCGAACCCUGUGACUUGGCUGGACCGCACGCUAGUGGCGAUGGUUGGCUCUUUGGUCAUGAUGCAGGACGUCGGCAAGGUGGCCCCUUAGGCCUGGUCACUAUUAUCACACGCACACACAACUAUUUAACGCUUUUGUGUCAAAAUUGGUUGUUGCUGUCGGAUAUGAAUCUUUGAAGGAACCUCGGAUCGGAACCGAGCCCGAAAGACCCCAUACAUAUAAUUAAAAUAUAUGAUAUCGAUGUGCAGCAAGUAAAAAUUAUCAGCCGCGCUAGCAGUGAAACAUAAAUUGAUGUAUACUUUUGCAAAGUGCAUUUAAAACGGAAAUUGCAGUUUUUUGACAACGGU